CAGGUCCCCGCGCUUCCAUCGUGCCGUCUGCGCCUCCUGGGCACCACGGGGCCUGCAGCCCCAUGGCCGUCGUCUUCCCUGAAGUCACUUUGCCUUCGGUCGUAGAGGAACUUCUGAGCGAGAUGGCUGCGGCGGUGCGGGAAAGCGCGCGAAUCCCUGAUGAGCAUCUACUAUCAUUGAAGUUUAUCUUUGGUUCAUCAGCCAUCCAGGCCUUGGACCUAGUUGAUCGACAAUCCAUCACCUUAAUCUCAUCACCCAGUGGGAGGCGUGUUUACCAGGUACUUGGAAGUUCUGGUACAACAUAUACAUGUUUGACUUCUUGUCAUUACUGUUCAUGUCCUGCAUUUGCUUUCUCAGUACUACGGAAGAGUGACAGCCUACUGUGCAAACAUCUCCUGGCAAUUUAUCUUAGUCAGGUUGUGAAGACUUGUCAGCAACUAAGUGUCUCUGACAAGCAACUGACUGAGAUAUUAAUGGAGAAGAAACAAGAUUCAUAAAAGUUGAAACUGAUCAUCAUUAGCUUUCAAAAUAGAAAUCCCAUCAAGAAAUGUAAUCUGUCCUGGUUCACUAGGAAGAGAGUGAAACAGAUCUUUGAGAGACUUUUUGAUAACUGUCACUUUUCCCUCUUGACUGCAGAAGGUACUAUAAGCUAGAGCCAGUGUUUUGUAUGCUCUGUUGCUCUAUACAAGUCUUCGCUUGAAAUAAAUGAAUC
Messenger RNA from Sorex fumeus (smoky shrew), 712 nucleotides. It is a transcript of the gene ZSWIM7, whose product is annotated as zinc finger SWIM-type containing 7. Gene Ontology annotation, cellular component: Shu complex. The record is from RefSeq and is a predicted model, not a curated record. Lineage: Eukaryota; Metazoa; Chordata; Mammalia; Eulipotyphla; Soricidae. The transcript is spliced from 5 exons. Bases 63 to 497 code for a protein of 144 amino acids. Gene Ontology annotation, molecular function: zinc ion binding. Gene Ontology annotation, biological process: double-strand break repair via homologous recombination.